This is a messenger RNA of Symbiodinium natans, 1455 nucleotides long. Lineage: Eukaryota; Dinophyceae; Suessiales; Symbiodiniaceae. The record is from the annotation of a GenBank genome assembly.
AUGGACCCCACUGCUGUUAGUGAGAGGGGCCUGUAUGAGAAGGGCUCAAAGCAGGUUUCACACAUUGCCGGCGAAGCUCCUGUCAUCAAUGCAGAGAAGGAGUUUGACCGGUUCAUGAAGAGCUAUGAGUUUGCCAUCGAGGCACAGAAACUCAAACGUGAGGACAUCACAAACCUCAUGGAAUUGGUUGUUGACCGGAUGGACAUGUAUCACCUCAUCGGCGCUCUGUUGCUAGAGUUCUGCGUCGGCUUCUACGGCGAGUUUAAAAUGCUUGAAGAGGACUAUGUCAAAGAGCCAAAGCUCAUCAUGGAGAUCUUCUUGCUCAGUAACAUUGCAGCUGUGGGCUACCUGCUCUUUGCGAUCUGGCUCUCGCUCCACGCCUCGGUCGCAGCGCAUGCCAUUGGUGUGGAGUUCCUUCUGGACCACAAUCGAUUGACCAUCCCCACCCCGGACAACCUCCGCGAGAUGCGACAAGCGACCUCGCUCUUUCGCUCGAUCUACAGGCUCUUUCAGAAGAAGCUGUGUGCCCCACAGCAAGCGGGUACCGUGCCCGCCGCGCCCGCACUUGGCGUGCCAGGUGCCCAAAAUGGUGCCGCCAGCAGCAUCCACGCGGACAUGGCAGCCAGUUCUGUGGAGCUUGGAGACCCCUCCAUGCUGUCGAUGGAGGCGCUGGCGACGCCUUUCGAAGACCUGAAGAUGCCAAGGAUCAAGAACGACCUGAUCAAGCACGAGCAUCGGGCCAAGUUCGCCGAGCACCACCGGGCCUGGCUUCGCUUCGACGCCUACUCGCGGGUGGCAAUGGCCCUGGGCAUCAACCAGAUGCUGCAGUCCAUGUCCUACUUCAUCGCCGGGCCCGUGCAGAAGCACAGGCCCAGCUUUGCCUUGAUCACCGUGAUGGGAGUCCAGGCCAUCGCCUUCUUCCUCCUCAAGUUGGAUUGGCGGACGAUGGACACCGAAAACUCGGAUGACGAGUCUGAGAAGCCGAGCAACAAGCGGAAGGAUGUGAGCAGCUUGGAAGGAUCGGAGUUUAUUUUCAUCUGCAUUACCUACCUGCUGCCACCGGUGAUAUUGGUCCUCAUCCUCUGGAUUGCACACUACUUCUUUUCCGAUCCGGCGACAGGGGACCUGGACCAUCAAGGUCGCAUCGUCUCCCGAGUCCUCUCCACGCCGAUCUUUUUCCUGCAUGCGAUCUGGCUUUACCUGGUCCGCCAAAGUAUUGCGCCGCAUCACAACGACCUCCUCCCCGUCCGCCUUCGCACAGUGGGAUACCUCGACGUCUUCACCCGGGAUGCGCUACAGGAGCUCUUGCCCGAGGAGGAAGAGGAGCCGGAACAGGUGAAUCCUGCGAAGCCCCGGAGAGCCCUUUCAAGCCCCAAAGAGGCCAAGGCGCUAAAGCGUAUUGCCCUGAAAGCCUACGUGCGUUCUUUGUCUUGUUAUCAGUUGUUUGACGCCUGA